GCACACACGGGUCUUCUGAUAAACACCACAAGCGACUAGUGUUUUCAUCUCCUUCGUAUUUUACAUCCAGUGAUGUGAUGGUGCCAGAGACGUGCCUUUGUGCACGAGCAAAACCACUCUUUUAGAUGGCGAGGUAGUCGGAUAGUCGGUUUAAACUAAUAAGGAAUUGAGGUUUGUUAUUUGGGAUAUUUCCGUUAUUAGGGUGUGUGAAAAUGCGAGGGCGCGUGACAGGCCAGGCCAUGGAGCUGUUGGGCAGCGGCGGCUCCAGGAUCAGUGUGACCCGGUUCUUUCUGGCCCCAUCAGCCAGAGCAUUAGCUCCACAGUCGGCUGGUGGACAUGACAUCGACAGAAGGUUUCGGUCUACAUCGUCCAUGUCCGGUUACACGGAACUGGCUCGGGAGAGGUCCAAAACCGUCACGUCUUUUUACAACCAGUCUGCCAUCGAUGCAUCUGCCGAGAAGCCUUCUGUCAGACUCACGCCAGCCACUAUGUUGUAUGCAGGGAAGUCUCCUGAUGGACAACAUAUCCUGAGCAGUGCCAAGUACCUACACAAAGAGCUGCCUGUCCGUAUCGCUCAUCGCAUUAAGGGCUUUCGAAGCCUGCCCUUCAUUAUCGGCUGCAACCCAACCAUUCUCCAAGUGCACGAGCUUUAUAUCAGGGCCUACCAAAAGCUGAGUGACUUUCCAGCCAUAAAAGACCAGGAGACUGAAGCUCGCUAUAGCAAGCUUGUGAAACAGCUCCUUGAUGACCACAAAGAUGUUGUCACCAUGCUAGCUGAGGGAUUCAGGGAAUGUCGUAAACACAUUGUGGAAGAAACUCUGGUUCGUAAUUUCUUGGACACAACGUUGACAUCUCGUCUGGGCAUCCGUAUGCUGGCCACGCACCACAUCGCCUUGCAUGAGGAUAAUCCUGAUUUUGUAGGCAUCAUAUGUCGACGGCUUUCCCCUAAAAAGAUCAUAGAGAAGUGGGUUGAUUUUGCUCGACGGCUCUGUGAGCAUCAGUAUGGGAACUCCCCACGAGUUCGCAUCAACGGCCAUGUGGCGGCCCGCUUUCCCUUCAUUCCACUGCCGCUGGACUAUAUCCUGCCUGAGCUGCUGAAGAAUGCUAUGAGAGCCACCAUGGAGAGUCACUUGGACACACCUUACAAUGUGCCUGAUGUGGCGGUCACCAUUGCAAACAAUGACACUGACUUUGUCAUAAGGAUCUCGGAUCGUGGUGGUGGGAUUCCUCACAGCAUUCUGGAAAAGGUGAUGGAUUACCACUUUAGCACAGCUGAGCAGAGUACACAGGAUCCACGCAUGAGCAACCUUUUCGACAGCAUUACUAACAGCGGUCCCCAAUCUGGACCCAUGCAUGGGUUUGGCUUUGGUCUUCCUACGUCUCGAGCAUAUGCUGAGUACUUGGGAGGUUCCUUGGCCAUCCAGUCGAUGCAGGGCAUUGGCACAGACGUCUACCUGCGCCUUCGGCACAUUGAUGGCAAAGGAGAGAGCUUCAGAGUUUGACGUUAUUCCCGAGUCAUUGGAGCUUGCGGGUUGGUCAAUUUUAGAGGUGGAAGGUGAACCAAAACCAGGAAGUUCCACUGUUAUCACUUUUCUCAUUACCUGUCGAACUCUUUUUUUCCCUUUUACACUGCAUCAGCUUCACAUUUUGGAUCACGUUUUCUGCAGCCAUUGGGUGUCACGGUUUUAAGUUGUGAACAGACACAACUUCGGGUUUGCACUGCAUAUAAGGUGAUUGUGUUGUUCACUGUGAUUUAAAAAGAAAACAAACUUUCAGCCUUAAGAACGCUAGAGGAUUUCAUGUUCAAAAUCAAGCAUGUUACUAUCCAAAUGUGAGACUCCUUACACUCCAGAAACUGAUAAAAGAUGCUGUCAACCUUCUGUGACUUCAACUCUCCAGACAGCCAAGUCCUGGUUUCUCUCAGAAUUAUGAAUCAUUUGGACUCUUUAAGGACAUGUUAUUCUGUUAGCGUUCUCUCAAAAGGAACAGUUUGAGUUAGCACACAAGUGCAGAAAGGCUUUUAGUAAUCUGCUAUUGACUCUGAAUAUAGGUCUACUGCCUUAUAAACUGAUAGUUUUGACAUUUCACAUUAACCAUAUGAGCUUAAGAGUUUGUUGUAUAUUUCAUGAUUGAAAUGGUAUGAUGAAAGAAAGGCUCAUUUGGUUAUUAUCAAAGUGCAAAAUAUAAAGUAUUCUUUAAUUUUCUUGUUUGACAUUCUCUCAAGCAAACAGUGUUUAUAGUGAUGUUGAUAGUUAAAUGAAUGCAUUUUUACACCCUGCUCAGCUGCAGAUUUUGUCUCCUGAUGGACUUUGUUCAGUUUGUGCUCCAAAAGGGUGCCAGCAUUAGAGAAACUGACAAUGAGCUUUUUGCAACAAUAGUACAAGUCAUUCAUAACUGAUCUUGUGCCUGUGGUGUCUUUCCUUUACUUUUGAAAUUAAUGAAGGCGAGUGAUUUUUACGAAAGGGAGCACUAGUAUAUGAUAUGCUCAUUUUCUGGACUGAAAUGAUGUAGAUUUCUUGCCCUAGUUUGCCCUCUACUGGUAUAAUCUGAGCAUUGACUUUUGACUGUACACAAAGCUACCCAAGUGAACAUACUAAUGAUAGAGAAUCAGGGUAAUGAAUGAUGUAUAGAAGAAUAACAUGGAAUGCAAACAGACUAAUGUGCACAUUAGUUCCGCUGUUUAAAAAAGGCCAAAUUGUGGCAUGAGGCACCCAGAAUGAUAUCAAGUAUUGGAUCAUUUUAUUGUAUUUUUUGAUGUUGAGUUUGUAUUUCAUAGAUGCCAAAUGCGCAUAGUUUUUCAGGCAUUAUAAAAUUCUGGAUGAAA
Messenger RNA from Myxocyprinus asiaticus (Chinese sucker), 2824 nucleotides. Its product is annotated as 3-methyl-2-oxobutanoate dehydrogenase [lipoamide] kinase, mitochondrial-like. Gene Ontology annotation, cellular component: mitochondrion. The coding region runs from base 213 to 1502 and encodes 429 amino acids. The transcript is spliced from 11 exons. Lineage: Eukaryota; Metazoa; Chordata; Actinopteri; Cypriniformes; Catostomidae. The record is from RefSeq and is a predicted model, not a curated record. Gene Ontology annotation, molecular function: pyruvate dehydrogenase (acetyl-transferring) kinase activity. Gene Ontology annotation, biological process: protein phosphorylation; regulation of glucose metabolic process.